CACAUGAGCUUUGACCAACGUUUUGUACGCAUAUCGCUUCUUAACUUGUAAAUGAGUUGAUACUCCGUUUACAUCGCAUGGCUUUACCAACCAAUAUCUGGAAAAGUACUUAACACGCGUCAGCUAACAGCGAUUUAAGCACAAUCUUGCAUCACAAUGGCCAAAAGUUAUCCGAUUCAAAAUGUUGCUGAUUUGGUUGAAGAGGCGCGUCGUGUCUACCGGGAACGAUUUGACGGGGAUGACGCAAAUGUUGCGGCGUGCGCUCCAGGACGCGUGAAUUUAAUCGGAGAACACACUGAUUAUAAUGAAGGUUAUGUCCUCCCGAUGGCCUUGCCAAUGGUAACCGUAAUCGUGGGCAGCAAAACCUCUGACCAGAACUGCUGUGUCGUAACUCUGACUGAAGCUGCAGAUGAACCCAGAGAGGUGGACUUUCAUCUCCCAUCUGAACUGGCCCCUCUUUUAAGAGGCCAACCAAACUGGGCCAAUUAUGUAAAGGGAGUUGUACAGCACUAUAGAGUACGUCCCAUCCCUGGUUUUAGAGCUGUAAUAACCAGUAGUGUGCCACUAGGGGGCGGUCUCUCCAGUUCAGCUUCACUUGAAGUAGCUAUGUAUACUUUUCUGCAGCAGUUGUGUCCAGAUGAUGGAAAUCAGGUUGCCAAAGCAAUCGCCUGCCAGCAGGCUGAACACACUCAUGCCGCUGUUCCCUGUGGCAUCAUGGACCAGUUUGUGUCUGUUUUGGGCAAAGAGGGACAUGCGUUACUCAUUGACUGCAGAUCUUUGGAAGCCACCGCUGUCCCUUUAACUGACCCUGGACUUGUAAUUCUGAUCACAAAUUCCAAUGUCAGACACUCACUCACAGGCAGUGAGUAUCCCACCAGACGAAAGCAAUGUGAGGAGGCGGCAGCCAUUUUGGGCAAGAGCAGCCUGAGGGAUGCAACUCUGCCAGAUCUGGAGGCUGCCAAAGAUCGAUUGGACAGCGUCACAUACAGACGGGCGCGUCACGUUAUCGAGGAGAUCGAGCGCACGGCGCUGGCAGCAGAGGCACUCAAGAGAGGAGAUUACAAAGAGUUUGGAAAGCUAAUGGCGGAGAGCCACAAUUCCCUUAGGGAUAAUUACGAGGUCAGUUGUCCAGAGUUGGAUGAGCUGGUGUCUGCAGCACUGGAGGUGGAUGGAGUCUUUGGGAGUCGGAUGACGGGAGGAGGGUUUGGUGGAUGCACGGUUACAUUGCUUGAGGCACAAGCUAAAGAGAGAGCAAUGAAACACAUUCAGGAGAACUAUCACGGGUCCCCAACUUUCUACAUAACUACCCCAUCAGAUGGAGCACAUGCUCUCAGUCUAUAAAAUAAAAAAGCUCUUCUAAUUUACAGAGAUUUACUUUUUAUCUUUACAGAAAUCAGUGCUAAUGUUGCUAAUCUAAAUCAUUUUACAAAUGUCAAUGAUGUUUACAAAUGCGGCUUUGAUCUAAUACUUUCUAUCAAUUUUAAUAAAGAGUAUUUAUAUAAA
Molecule: messenger RNA, 1503 nt
Organism: Triplophysa dalaica
Lineage: Eukaryota; Metazoa; Chordata; Actinopteri; Cypriniformes; Nemacheilidae
Gene: galk1
Product: galactokinase 1
Exons: 8
Coding region: 157-1341 (394 amino acids)
Biological process (GO): carbohydrate phosphorylation; galactose metabolic process
Cellular component (GO): cytoplasm; cytosol
Molecular function (GO): galactokinase activity; ATP binding
Source: RefSeq, a predicted model, not a curated record